AUGCAAUCAAGUGCUUCUGGAGACGUGAGCUCGGCUUCAAUAGAACGUCUGAAAAGUGAUGCUAAACUGAUGGUGGUCAUUAAGGCUGUUGACAUGGAAGAAGAAAUGCAGCAAGAUGCAGUGCAUACAGCUGUGCAAGCUAUGGAGAAAUUUACAGUUGAAAAGGACAUUGCUGCAUUUGUAAAAAGAGAGUUUGACAAAAAAUACUCUCCCACUUGGCAUUGUAUCGUUGGUCGAAAUUUUGGUUCCUAUGUGACACAUGAAUCUCAUAGAUUUGUUUAUUUCUACUUGGGAACAAUUGCGUUUCUGUUAUUCAAGUCUGGUUGA
Schizosaccharomyces osmophilus is the source of this 327-nucleotide messenger RNA. RefSeq names its product dynein light chain Dlc2 (gene dlc2). The coding region runs from base 1 to 327 and encodes 108 amino acids. The transcript is spliced from 5 exons. The record is from RefSeq and is a predicted model, not a curated record. Gene Ontology annotation, molecular function: dynein intermediate chain binding; dynein light intermediate chain binding. Gene Ontology annotation, biological process: cilium assembly; microtubule-based process. Lineage: Eukaryota; Fungi; Ascomycota; Schizosaccharomycetes; Schizosaccharomycetales; Schizosaccharomycetaceae. Gene Ontology annotation, cellular component: cytoplasmic dynein complex.